Molecule: messenger RNA, 1886 nt
Organism: Lingula anatina
Lineage: Eukaryota; Metazoa; Brachiopoda; Lingulata; Lingulida; Lingulidae
Product: F-box/LRR-repeat protein 8
Molecular function (GO): protein binding
Source: RefSeq, a predicted model, not a curated record
CAGAGUCAGCUGUCAUUCAACACCUGAGCCACCGCAGAGCAGAAUGACCAUAUAUGGGGGAAAGAUUUGAUAAACAGUCACAGAUGAGGCCAGUUAGGAAGCAGGUACUGUGUAGGUAACACAUCAACCCAAGGACACCCCCCCUUCCAGUCCCGCCCACCACUCACACCCCACACCCCAUUUUCAACAUGGCAUCCAGUCAGGACUGGAGCAGUCUCCCAGAGCACGUCGUGGUCAAGAUCUUCACCUGUCUGACUCUGGGUGACCGCUACAACGCUGCCUUGACCUGCAGGGACUGGCUGCACUGCUUUAGUCUGCCCUACCUGUGGAGGCACUUCGAUUACUACUUCUACACCAAGUCCCAGGAGAGACUGGUCAAGUCGGUCCAGUUGUACGGUCAGUCUAUGAAGUCUGUCUACAUAGAGCUUGACCAGGGAGAGGCAGAGAAUAGGGACAAUGCGUGUAAGGUGCUAACAGGCCUUGCAAAGUUACCACACAGGAGGCUGCAGCGGAUUAGAAUUAAAUGUACCGGGGAGAACCCAUUGUUUUAUGUCGGUCAGGAAUUUAAGGAGGCUCUGACUGACCUGUUUGGUCAAGUUGCUAAUGGCCAGGGUCUGUCUAAUCAGUUAUUGGAGGUGGACCUCAGCGGACUGCCAGUGGCUUACGACGACAGUGUAUUUGACGUUCUGUCACAGAAUCACCCCAACCUAGAAAGAUUGAAUAUACUGAACAGUAUAUUGGUUUGCAAAGUCACACCACAGUGCGUGCUACGUCUAGUGACACGCUGUCGCAAGCUGAAGGAGAUUCAGGUCUUCUACAGCAGCAUGUCUGAGGAUAUCCUGGAGGCUUUCACAGAGGGGAACCGCAUCCCGCUACAACAUCUCUCCAUGAAGUGCAGGAGGGAGGAGAAAUAUGGACGGGAUUUAUCGGACGAUAUGUGGAAGAGAGUAGUGCAGGCGCUUCCGGAUUUACAUGUUACUCUGGCUUUUGACAAUACGUGUCCGUUGCAUAAAGUAAGCCAGAUCAUGAACCCACAAAUUCCAGUCUCUGUAUUACGUCUUGAGACGUUCACGCGUAUAUACGAGGAAGUCAAUCUUGCUACAGAUUUUUACCAUGAUAGCUUGGAAAAGCUAGUACUUCAGACGCGACCUUCAGCAGAACUGAACAAAGCUUUACUGCGAUUAUCUUCGUGCUGCCCAAAGUUGCGUGCGCUGCAUGUGUUUUGCGUGCUCGACCGUGCUUGUAUUGAGAAAAUCCACGCAGAUCAUCCUAUUUUAAAGGAGAAAGGUUCGUAUACACUGAAGGAUACAAUGGAGCCACAUCCCUGGAUCUCUGGCAGGGAUUGCUAGAUGUUUAUUUUGGAUAAUUAUUAACAGGAAGAUCUUCAGAUUCCAAAACAUCAUUUAGCAAAGUCUGUUAAGGGAUAAGGAUUCCAUGUGAGGUCAGAGGAAAUUUGAAGACUACUUAUACUUGAUCCAGUAAUAUUUGUAGGCUUUGACUUUUCCAGUAAAAUUAAAUAUAUGCAAAGUGUUUAGGCUAAAAAAAUGUAAAUUCUGUGAUGGCUUAAGCGUGCAAUAUUUUCCAGUGUCACUUAAUGAUUUUUAUACUUUUGAUUAUUGAUUUACUAUUUUAGAUACUAAUCCAUAGCGCAUAUAGAUAUAAUCAUUUCUUUUUUCUUUGGAAGCUGAUGAGAUAUACACAUACAGUGCUUUAAGAUAACUAUUUACUAUUAAGAUAAGAUCAUUUCUCAAGUAUACAUGUCAGCGGACUUUUGUUAGACAUGUUUAGAAUUUCAGACCAGGAGAAAGUUACCAUGAAAUUAAUUAAUGAAAUUAUUUAAUUAAAAUACAAUUUGAUAACUUGAUUUCUUUGUUUAAAAUGAAAAA